UUCCGCAGCGAGUACGCGCAGCGCGCGUCUGGACGCUGAUGAGAAGCAGCACUGAUUAAGCAGAAAAAAAACAGAAAGGAGUUUCAGCGAGCGACUCCCACGAGAAAAGAAACGCCGCACUGUUCGGAAAUUUCAAUGGGAAGAUGAUUGUAGUCAUUUUUUGAAUCAAAAUGGCAGAGUGGCACGUACGUUCGGACACGGGAAAGUUGCAACGGAUAAUUUGAGAGAGACAAUUCUGGGAUAUUAGUGGACUCGAGCUGCGCCGGAUUUGAUCCGUCCUUAAAGGAGAAGCGCAGCAAACACUGGAUUUUUUUUUUUUUUUUACACUGAACUCAGAGAGUUGUAAUGUCUUGACGCAGUAUUAAGCCCUUUUGAAGGAUCUACAGUGAGUGCUGAUGGAAACUGCGGCUCCAAUAUGAGUGUUCAUGAUGUUGGCGGGAGACGACGCUUUGAGGACUCCGAGUUCACGCUGCGCAUCUACCCAGGGGUCAUCGCCGAGGGCACCAUCUACUGCCCCAUCACCGCCCGCAAGAUCACUUCAGCCGCGGAGGUCAUCGAGCAGAUCAUUGACCGGCUGCAGCUAGAUCGGACCAAAUGCUACGUGCUAGCGGAAGUCAAGGAGUUCGGUGGGGAGGAAUGGAUCCUCAACCCCACCGACUGUCCCGUCCAGCGCAUGAUGCUGUGGCCUCGCAUGGCUUUGGAGAACCGCUUCAGCAGCGAGGACUACCGCUUCUUGCUACGGGAGAAGAACCUCGACGGCUCAAUCCACUACGGGAACUUGCAGAUGUGGUUGCAGGUCACGGAAGAGCGGCGGCUCAUGGUUGAGCGGGGCUUUCUGCCGCAGCCCUUGCCGAAGGACUUCGAUGACCUUUGCAACCUGCCGAAUCUCAACGAGAAAACCCUGUUGGACAACCUGCGCAGUCGCUUCAAACAGGAGAAGAUUUACACUUAUGUGGGAAGCAUCCUCAUAGUCAUCAACCCCUUCAAGUUCCUCCCUAUCUAUAAUCCCAAAUAUGUCAAGAUGUACGAUAAUCACCAGCUGGGCAAGCUGGAGCCGCACAUCUAUGCGGUGGCGGACGUGGCCUAUCAUGCUAUGCUGCAAAGUAAGCAGAAUCAAUGCAUUGUUAUUUCUGGGGAGAGUGGAUCGGGAAAGACCCAAAGCACCAACUUCUUGAUCCACCACCUCACGGCUCUCAGUCAGAAAGGCUUUGCUAGCGGAGUGGAGCAGAUCAUCCUGGGUGCCGGACCAGUGCUGGAGGCGUUUGGCAAUGCUAAAACGGCCCACAAUAACAACUCCAGUCGUUUUGGGAAGUUCAUCCAGGUGAACUACCAGGAGAGUGGCACUGUUAGAGGGGCAUAUGUGGAGAAAUACCUACUGGAGAAAUCCCGGCUCGUCUAUCAGGAACACAAUGAAAGGAAUUACCAUGUGUUUUACUACCUGCUGGCAGGAGCGAGUGAAGAGGAGAGGACCUCGUUCCACCUCAAAAAGCCUGAAGAAUAUCAUUACCUCAAUCAGAUGACAAAGAAACCUCAAAGGCUGCACUGGGAAAAUUACUAUGAGAACGAACCGCAGGAUUGCUUCACAGUUGAAGGGGAGGAUCUCAAGCACGACUUUGAGCGCUUACAGCUGGCGAUGGAGAUGGUGGGAUUCCUUCCCGUCACACGUAAACAGAUUUUCUCUCUGCUGUCAGCGAUCCUUCAUUUAGGGAAUAUCCGAUACAAGAAGAAGAUAUACCGGGAUGACUCCAUCGACAUCUGCAAUCCUGAAGUCCUGCCUGUAGUUUCUGAGCUGCUGGAGGUCAAGGAGGAGAUGCUCUUUGAGGCUCUGACAACACGGAAGACGGUGACCGUGGGCGAGAAGCUGAUCGUCCCGUACAAACUGGCUGAGGCUGGAACGGUGCGGGACUCCAUGGCUAAGUCUCUCUACAGCGCUCUCUUCGACUGGAUCGUGUUCAGGAUCAAUCAUGCCCUGCUCAACCAAAGGGACUUGGAAGAGUCGGCCAAGAUCCUGGCCAUCGGGGUUCUCGAUAUCUUUGGCUUUGAAGACUAUGAGAACAACAGCUUCGAACAAUUCUGCAUCAACUUCGCCAACGAAAGACUUCAGCACUAUUUCAACCAGCACAUCUUUAAGCUGGAGCAGGAAGAGUACCGAGCAGAAGGCAUUACAUGGCAUAACAUUGAUUACAUCGAUAACACCGGCUGCAUCAACCUCAUCAGCAAGAAGCCCACAGCACUGCUCCACCUACUGGACGAAGAGUGCAACUUUCCACAGGCCACCAAUCAGACGCUCCUGGACAAGUUCAAGCGCCAGCAUGAGCGAAACGACUAUAUUGAGUUUCCUGCAGUCAUGGAGCCGGCCUUCAUCAUUAAACACUAUGCAGGAAAAGUCAAAUAUGGAGUGAAGGACUUCAGAGAGAAGAACACGGACCACAUGCGGCCCGACAUCGUGGCGCUCCUCAAGAGCAGUAAGAACGCCUUCAUCUGUGGGCUGAUCGGCAUCGACCCGGUGGCCACCUUCCGCUGGGCCGUUCUCAGGGCCUAUUUCAGAGCCAUGGUGGCCUUCAGGGACGCCGGGAAGAGACAUGUGGACAAACGCAGCGGGCAUGAUGCUGCUGCUCCAGUUGUGAAAAGUGUGGAUAGCUUUAGUUUUCUGCAUCACCCUGUGCAUCAGAGAAGCUUAGAGAUCCUGCAGAGGUGCAAAGAGGAUAAAAACAGUGUGAACAGGAGGAACCCUCGCUCUCCACUCUCUGAUCUGCAGGGAAGCAACACAAUAAAUCAACGAGAUGUGUGGAACGGGAGACAGAACCGCCUGUCCUCCAUCGGGUCCUUGGCUGAGGAGGACGGGAUCUUCCUGAACUCCACUAGCAGUAAACUCCUGGAGCGAGCCCACGGCAUCCUCAUGAGGAAUAAAAACUAUAAGAUGAAGCCCAGUCUUCCCAAGCACUUUCUGGAUGUCAAGUCUCUGAAGUACCUGAGUAACCUGACGUUACACGACCGCAUCACGAAGUCCCUGCUGCACCUCCACAAGAAGAAGAAACCCCCGAGCAUCAGUGCCCAGUUCCAGGCCUCUCUCAACAAGCUGAUGGAGACGCUUGGCCAAUCAGAGCCGUACUUUGUGAAGUGCAUACGAUCAAAUGCAGAGAAGCUGCCUCUGCGCUUUAAUGAUGGGCUGGUGCUGAGACAGCUGCGCUACACCGGCAUGCUGGAAACCGUGCGGAUCCGACAAUCUGGAUACAGCAUCAAGUACACUUUUCAGGAUUUUGUUCGCCACUUUCAUGUGCUGUUACCCGAGGGACCCAGCCAGGCCCGCCAGGACUCCAUCAGACGGUACCUGAGCCAGGUGGACCUCACUCCCGAAGGGUUUCAAGUGGGCCGAACCAUGGUGUUUCUCCGUGAAGUUGAGCGUCAGCGACUGCAGGAUCUGCUCCAUCAGGAGGUGCUGCGUCGAAUCGUCACUCUUCAGCGGCGCUUCAGAGCUCUUCUGGAGAGGAACCACUUCAUCAGAAUGAGACAGGCGGCGUGCCAGAUCCAGAGCUGGUGGAGGAACGUUCAGUCGUCUCAGAUUGACAGCAGGCUUGAGUACGAGACGCGUGUCCAGCGCGAGGCAGCGGUGUGUGUUCAGUCGGCCUGGAGAGGCUUCAGAGAGAGGCGUAGACUCAUGCUGUGGAGAGAAGCAGUCGUGCUGAUCCAGAGAAACUGGAGGCUGUGUCGACGGGAACGAGCGGCUCUCCGGAUCCAGACUGAAUGGAGAAGAUACAGGACCAGAGAGCUUUACCUCAGGCAGCGGGACGCCACUAUCCGCAUGCAAGCAACGGGUCGAGGAUAUCUGGCGAGGCAGAGAUUCAGAGAACUUCAAGAGCAGAGAUUAAAAACCACUCAGCUGCCGAAUGGAAAAACCAAUCUGUUACCAGAAGAGGACCGGCUUACACACAUGGGUUUGUGGGAAGACUCCUAUGAGGAGCAGGACCGGGGCAAACCGGUCCUCAGUGGAGAUGUUCUGGAAGAGAUGGAGACAGAAGUACAAGCGACGUCUGAAGUGGCGAUCCGAGAAAGACCCCGAACUCUGGAGGAUCCGAACCAGAGGACGAGGGCCAAACGGGAAAGCCGCCGGAUGCGAGAGCUGGAACAGGCCAAAUUUAGCCUGGAGCUUCUUAAGGUUCGAUCCACUGGAGAAAUGGAUCCGGUCAGCGAGAUCGGUCACACUCCUCAGGGAACACCGGAUAGCCAGAGCUCCAAGGGCAGCUUUGAGCUACUCAAUAUAGACGAGUGUUUAAAAGACAAGGCACCUUGUGCCGAACCAGAGGAUCUCGGUUCUCCUUCUUCUGUCCCAGACCAACAUGAUGUGUUCUCCAACAUUCCCGAAUCCACUUUCCCUUCUAAUAUCUUAUCAGAACCUCAACUUCCCGGAGAACUAAACUCGCUCCCUACUUUCUACACUCCUUCAUCAGAAAGCAGCUCUUUAAUCGUGAAGUCUACCGUUAAUGUGUCCACCAGCAAGCCUGUGAAAGACAAGGAGUCGAGUCGGAGACCGAUGGUCGUGGUUAUUAGCAUGCAGAAGGAAAGCGUCGUAGAUGAACUGGAUUUGAAGCUUCCCGAGGUCAAAGACAGUGCCGUCCAGACCAGUCCCGCGCAGCCAAGCAGAGACAGUCUUUAUGUGCUGGAAAAGCUUGAGAAGCUCAAUGAGGAAAAGCAAGAGCGUCAGAAACAUCAGCAGCGACAGAGUGAACGAGAGAUGAUGGAGCAGAUCCGCCAGCAGAAGCACGUCCUCGAAGAACAGCGGAAGCAUUUGGCCCAAUCUGACAGGGAGAGGUUUGAGAAGCAGAGAGUCGAGGCUCUGCAAAAGAUUGAACAGAGACUAGAGGAAUCAGAAAGGUCAGACAGAUUCGGACCUGCUCCCAUUGCUCAACCUGAGCCCGAUCUCAGCUCACACACACUGGUUUCAGAAAAAGAAGAUGCUCCUUCACUUCUCAGAGACCGACCGAAGGACAGCCGGAGCGUAGCCGAAGGAUGGGCGCCGAAGUUGACCCUGGAAUCCAGAGGAGAUGAAGCCAGAAAGCGAAUAAACGUUAAACCGUCCAACGUCAGCAUGUCCGAUAGGCCGGGGAACAUUUUCUUUUCUCCAAAGCCCAAGGUGGCAAUCUCGAAGUCGGAUAAGGACACAGCCAAUCAAGGGAAAACCCCAGGAGUCCAGGACGAAAUGAGCCUUUUGGGUUACAAACCCACUAAGAGUGAGGUUGGCCGACCGGGUCAUAAAAAAGCCCGUAUGGCGCGGACACGUUCAGACUUCAUGACCCGUGGCUCAAUCGAGGGGGAGUCAGAGGAGGAGGAGUGUGAUGAGACUCCUCUAGAGGCGUGUCACAGUGACUCGGAAAUGCCGGCCACAGCCGCCGAAGAGCCGAAGAACAUGUACAAGACCGUGUCCACCGGAGAGCUGGGCAAGAGUGACGCGAGGAAGAUCUCUCAUGGAGACGGAAGGGUUCGCGGUAAAAUGCGGUUUUGGGGGAAGGCAAAGCAUGGAGAGAAGAAGACCUCGAGAGAGCGGCUGUUGUGUGGCAGUGAUACUUUGGAAGGAGAUUACGCUGAAGCCAUACUUCUGAUGGAGGAGGAUCGCAUUUCCCCUCCACAAAGCCCAGACCUUACACUACAGAGGGAGUUUAAGGAGAACAAAGAGCCGUCCCCUAAAGUGAAGCGCAGGCGCAGUGUGAAGAUCAGCAGUGUGGCUCUCGAGCCGGUCCAGUGGCAGAACGAUGCCCUGCAGAUACUCACCUGUGCCAACGACUACAGGAGCAUGAACGACUUCCUCAUGAAGAAGAUUACUGAUUUGGACACAGAAGAUGGUAAGAAAGACACAAUGGUGGAUGUUGUCUUCAAAAAGGCGCUAAAGGAGUUCCGCUUGAAUAUCUUCAACUCAUACUCCACAGCUUUAGCUAUGGACGAUGGGAAGAGCAUUCGUUAUAAGGAUCUCUAUGCCCUCUUUGAGCAAAUCCUGGAGAAAAACAUGCGUCAGGAGCAGAGGGACUGGAGCGAGUCGCCGGUCAAAGUUUGGGUCAACACCUUUAAAGUCUUUCUGGACGAGUUCAUGACCGAACACAAACCUCUGGACAGCAGUGGACAGAGCAAGGCUCCCAAACCAGACCGCAAGAAGAGAAGGAAAAAGGAUGCUGAUAUAGUGGAGGAACACAACGGCCACAUAUUCAAGGCGACUCAAUACAGUAUUCCCACCUACUGCGAGUUCUGCUCCUCCCUCAUCUGGAUGAUGGACAAGGCGUGUGUCUGCAAACUGUGCCGCUAUGCGUGUCACAGAAAGUGCUGUCAGAAGAUGACCACCAAAUGCAGCAAGAAGUAUGACCCUGAGCUUUCAUCAAGGCAGUUUGGUGUGGAGUUGUCCCGUCUGACCAUCGACGAGCGAACGGUGCCUUUUGUGGCCGAGAAACUCAUCAAUUACAUUGAAAUGCAUGGCCUGUACACGGAAGGGAUCUACAGAAAGUCUGGAUCCACCAAUAAGAUUAAGGAGCUGAAGCUGAGUCUGGACACAGAUGUAAACGGCAUGAAUCUGGACGACUACAACAUUAAUGUCAUUGCCAGUGUUUUCAAGCAGUGGCUUCGUGAUUUGCCGAAUCCUCUGAUGACCUUUGAACUGUAUGAGGAGUUCUUGCGGGCCAUGGGUCUCCAGGACAAAAAAGAAGUGAUUCGAGGCGUUUACUCUAUAAUCGACCAGCUCAGCAGAACUCAUCUGAACACGCUGGAGCGCCUCAUUUUCCACUUGGUCAGGAUUGCCUUGCAGGAGGAAACAAACCGCAUGUCUGCUAAUGCGCUGGCUAUCGUGUUCGCGCCCUGUAUCCUGCGCUGUCCUGACACCAUAGACCCUCUCAGGAGCGUUCAGGACAUCGGGAAAACCACAGCGUGUGUCGAGCUGAUCAUUUGCGAGCAGAUGAAUAAGUACAAGGCCAGGCUGAAGGACAUCAGCACUCUGGAGUUCGCUGAGAACAAAGCCAAGAGCCGACUAACAUUCAUUCGCAGGUCCAUGAAACCCGUAAUAAUUGCUGUUAGAUUUAUGAGCAUAACCCGCAGUGCUGUGGCGAGUAAGGGCCCAGUGCACAGGCUGAGGUAUCACACACCGUCUCCUCCAGUGAGUCCUCGCUCCUCAACCGUCCCGGAUCUGAUGCAGGAGAGCGGAGACGAGAAGGAUCCCGAAGUGUCCGAGCAGCAACAGGUCGCCAUGCAGCAGGAGGAGAAAGUGCUGACCGAACAAAUCGAGAGUCUGCAGAAAGAGAAGGAGGAGUUGACCUUCGAGAUGCUCGCUCUGGAGCCGCGGGCGUCCGAUGACGAGACCCUGGAGUCCGAAGCCUCGAUCGGCACAGCGGACAGCUCGGAAAACCUGAAUGUGGACUCUGAGGGAGCCACUUCCGACUUCUCGGAGCGAGGCCCAGCGCUGGCCGUCUCGAGGCCCAAGAAGUCUGAAGCGAAGAGCAGGAGAGUCCUGCGGAAACAGCCUGAAUCCCUGGACUCCAUAGACUCCAGUUCCACCGUCUCCUCCGUGUCGUCUUCCUACAUGCAGCCGACUAGAACCCAGAGGUUACGCUUGCGGUCCAAAUCGCCUUCGCCCCGGUUAUAUCCGUCUGACAGCCUGGACCAGGACGACGAGGAGCGAGCGCAGUUCACCAGCCGAGCCACGUUCAACCCAGAGAAGGGCAAACAGCGUCUGCAGGGCGUCAAGAGCUCGCCUCAGAGACAGCGGGACAAUCCCACCGGAGAGAAGAGGGACCCGGAUCUGCCGGCCCAGCAGGUGGUGGUUUACGGGAGCAACGAGUUCAUGGUGUGAAGACCGAAGGAUUCCACG
Molecule: messenger RNA, 7840 nt
Organism: Rhinichthys klamathensis goyatoka
Lineage: Eukaryota; Metazoa; Chordata; Actinopteri; Cypriniformes; Leuciscidae
Gene: myo9aa
Product: myosin IXAa
Exons: 45
Coding region: 416-7822 (2468 amino acids)
Biological process (GO): intracellular signal transduction; positive regulation of GTPase activity
Cellular component (GO): myosin complex
Molecular function (GO): protein binding; GTPase activator activity; microfilament motor activity
Source: RefSeq, a predicted model, not a curated record